Gymnodraco acuticeps is the source of this 1889-nucleotide messenger RNA. RefSeq names its product transmembrane protein 144b (gene tmem144b). Gene Ontology annotation, biological process: carbohydrate transmembrane transport. Lineage: Eukaryota; Metazoa; Chordata; Actinopteri; Perciformes; Bathydraconidae. The record is from RefSeq and is a predicted model, not a curated record. Gene Ontology annotation, cellular component: membrane. The transcript is spliced from 12 exons. The coding region runs from base 119 to 1297 and encodes 392 amino acids. Gene Ontology annotation, molecular function: carbohydrate transmembrane transporter activity.
GGUAAUUGGCAGCACCUGGCUGAGCUUUACUACUCACUGCACAGACACACACAGACACAGACACACACACACAGUCUCUUGCUGUUUAACACGACAGAAAACAACUGUUACUUUUAACAUGCUUGAAUCAAAACUCCCCCAUUUGCUUAUAUUUUUUACCGCAUUGUUGAUGGUGAACAGUACGGAAAAUGAUGCUGACCAAGAUACGGAAGGUGGUGAAAAUGCAACAGCAGGCAGCUUGGGAACGGUUAAAAUUACCAAUAUGACUUAUUUUUCCUAUGGAUUAGCUGCAAAUGCGGUUGCUGUGCUGUUGUAUGGAAGCACCUAUGUUCCUCUUAAAAGAGUAGAGACUGGAGAUGGUAUGUUCUUUCAUUGGGUAUACAGUGCAGCACUAUGGGCUGUAACCUUGGUUGGAGACAUAAUGCUUGGCUCGCCCAAAUUCCAUCCUUUUGCAAUGCUUGGAGGUGUCCUCUGGGCUACAGGCAAUAUAAUGGUUGUUCCAAUUGUGAAAACGAUUGGCCUCGGCCUGGGGACUCUGAUUUGGGGCUCUUGUAGUUUGUUGAUGGGCUGGGGAACUUCACGGUUUGGCUUGUUUGGGAUUACUGCAGAGGAGGUUUCCAGGCCAAUAUUAAACUAUUGUGGAGCAGGGAUGUGUCUUCUAAGUGGCCUUAUCUUUUUCUGUGUGAAAACAAAUGUGGAACUGCAUCCAAUCUCUGAAUCAAUCCCAUUACUUCUUGAGAGGAGAAUAAAUUCGAGCAGCUAUUGUCCGAGUUCCUCCGACUUCUGGAUAGACAUCAUCGGAUUGAAGACCAGGCGUUUCGUAGGCUACCUGCUUGCUGUUGUGUCGGGCCUGCUGUACGGCUCCGUCUAUUCGCCCGUCCUCUACAUUAAGAGCCAUUCAUCAUUCCGAGACAGCAUGUUCUACGGAGCCAGUGACUAUGACCUCGACUAUAUUCACUCGGUGUGCUCUGGUAUUCUUGCUACAAGCACCGUGUACUUUGCCAUCUACUGUAUUGCCAUGAAAAACAGGCCCAGAGUCUACUCCAGAGUCAUCCUACCAGGUAUUUUCUCUGGAUUGAUGUGGGCAUCGGCCACAUACUGCUGGUUCCUGGCCAAUACCUACCUGAGUGCUGUCGUUACCUAUCCUAUUGUCACCGCCGGAUACGGUCUGGUUGCGGCUCUGUGGGGAUCCUUGGUGUUCAAAGAGAUUAGGGGUUUAAGCAACUGUUUAAUCUUCUCCUUGGCGUCCGUUGUCGUGCUGACCGGCUCCGUGCUGUCCGCCAUCUCAAAGAUCUAAUAAAGCGGAAGACCGUCGUGUAAAAACAUCAAGAAAAGGCCAAAUUCAUUCAUCACAAACAAUGUGCUUGGUUUUAUAAAACCCCUUGAAAUCCCAUUAAAUGACUGUAAAGCUGUCUUUAGAAAAAAACAUGGAAAUGGUCCUUUUUGAAUUCUCCUAGCUAACAUUUGGUGAAAGCUUCCUAUACAGAAAUGCCCUCAUGGCUGUUAAAAGAGGAGUAUACUGUCAAACUUUUACUUCACAAAUCAUGCUAUUAAAACAUCUUGGAUAAUGACAUCACUGUGUGUUGCGCUUAAAAAUAUCCCUUUUUUAUAGGCAGUCUUUUAUGUUUCUGUCCACACCAGUGGUUCUCCACAGCUCAUGGCCUCAUGCCCAUCUACUCCCCAUGGAGCUCGGUGUGUGUGUGCAGUGUUGUGACAUGAAAGCAGUGUGCUCUUGAUUAAUUUGUAUCGUGCACCGGGGAGAAUAUAGUUGAUAACACACAUUUUACAUGAGUCCUCUCUGAAUAAUGAUAUGGGGUUAAUGAAAUCAAGAAGGAGAAUGUCUUACUGAUCUUAAACUAUGUCAAUCAAAUGUGAGUAGAUGUUACAAA